CUUAGCUGGGCUUGAUGAUCAACGUUUUUGGUGGUGAAGAUAUCCAUGACUCUCCCAACUUGGCCACCUGCAGUUUUAAUGACGGGCUGGGUCCUAGCUGACAAAGUAGGCGUUGGCCAGAGAGUAGGGGUGGGGGACUUUGAGGAGGGAGUGUUGUGCUUCAGCGAACCACCAGGCCGGCAGCACGACGUCGCGGAACUAGAGGAGAAUUAUCGAAGAAACAGCGAUACAAUGGGCCUUUGAGAGUGGGUUUGUUGAGUAGGUUCUGCGUAUUCCAUCAGCUGGGUUUGUUUGGUUGGCGGAGAAGACGCUGUUGCGAAACCAUGUUUGAAGGUUGAGGAGGUUUUUAUGGACUUGGUCAACUGCUUUUGGACCUCGACAAUCGAAAGGGUACUCUUGGGCGUCGAAACAUCCUUGCUGUGAGUUUCGAAUCACAAGCCAUUCCAAGCGAAGAUAACCUGAGAACUUUCUUGUUUUUCGAGAAGAAUUGCUGAAGUCGUAUCUUGCUGUAGCUGGAAAAAGCUGGUAGGGAAAAGUCUGCAACUACAUCAGAGUUACAUUGGACACCUGCAAAAUGGAACUUCUCUAGUGAUAGAAGAGCGGAGCUUCUUCGCCACUUCUCUGCCGCUCAGCAACUUGACCUAUUAGCAAGGACCAGUGAAACUUCGCAGUUUCAGUGGUGCUGAAUCGUUUCUCGCGUUAGACGUGGUUGGUUGCGAUGGUAGUCGGUGCGUGGUGGCUUCUCACCCCGGUACUACUAAUCGUGGUCUUCUUUGGGCCUUCAAAUGCAGUUUUAAAUGCCGACGAAAAGGAUGCGCUGUUGACCAUAAAAAACCAGUGGAUCACGACCAAUUUUACCUCGUGGAUCGCUGGCACCGACCCCUGCUUGAAUAUAACGGCGUGGAGAGGCAUUGUGUGCGACGCGCUUGGAGAGCAUGUUAUCACUCUGAACGUAACUAAAAUGGGAGUGAAUGGAUCCAUUCCCGAGGCCAUCCGAAGGCUCACCUUUUUGGAAAGCCUUGACGCAAGCGAGCCGGACAAAGCUGCUUCUACUAACAUCGAAGGAGAUUUGGGGCCGCUUGCUAGUUUGACCCAUCUCAAGUCUCUGAACAUAUCAAGAAAUUACAGAAAUGGUUCGUUUCCAGAUGUGAUAUAUAAUUUGACGAACCUGGUUGAGCUGAAAGCAGACAAUAACAAAUUUACUGGAAAUCCCUCACUGUCGCACAGAAUUGGCAACAUGAAGAAACUGGAGACAUUGUACCUUGGAAGUAAUAAUAUCGUUGGGAGCCUUCCAGCAGAGCUUUGGACUUUGCGAAACUUGCGGGAAAUCUCACUAUGGGAGAACAAAUUGGAGUCGGAGAUUCCAAAGGCCAUAGCGAACCUGACCAACCUGGAGUUUUUGAAUUUACACGGCUGCAAAUUGUGGGGGGGGAUCCCUUCAGAAAUGGGAGCUCUCAAGCGCAUGCGAACUUUACAGCUGUAUUCUAACACGUUAACAGGACGCAUCCCUGAUACAAUGCAAAAUCUUACGCUUUUGAGUAACCUUAGACUAGAUCAGAAUUAUCUUUCAGGAAAAAUUCCCCAAUGGAUAUGGAGUUUUCAAAAUCUCACAAACUUGCAACUUGAAAAGAAUUCAUUCGAAGGAUCCUAUCCUGCAAUGUUGCAACAGACCCUGUCGAAUGUGCAAUUAGACUGCAAUUACCUGAAUGGAGCAUUGCCUGUGAUGCCUUCGCGAUUCAGCAACACACAGAAGUGGGAUGUGGAUGAGAAUUGUUUCACUGGACAAGAUAUAAAGGAACGGAGCAUUCAGUGCAAGUGGGGUGCCAGUAAUGCCGCAUGUACCGAGUACUUUGCGUCUGUUGCGAACGGUGCAUGUCCUCCGUGUCCAGCAGAUCAGCAGCCCUACAACACUACCGUUUGUACAUGCAAACCGAAAGAUGAAGAGUCAAAGACGAACACUUCAGCAAUCGUAGGUGGAGUAGUUGGUGCAGUUGGGGGCGUACUGUUAACUGUGAGUAUCGUACUUUGUAUAUUGUGGAAACGCAAGAAAGAUCAUGCUAAACUUAUGGGCCGCUUUAAUCCCCAGCUUGCGGAAGAGCUAUACGAUCCAAAUUGGCAAGCUCCUGCUGGUGUACAGCGAUUUAAGCUGUCAGAAUUAUCGAGAGCGACAGGUGGGUUUGAUGAGGCACAUGAAAUUGGGGAAGGCGGAUUUGGUAAGGUUUUUGUGGGGGAAUUCAAAGAUGGUAGGACAUUGGCGAUCAAGCGUGCUUCAGGUCUUGUCUCGAGUUCUCAAGGCAUGGCAGAGUUUCGAAAUGAAGUACUACUCCUAAGUCGGCUUCACCACAAAAAUCUCGUGCGAUUGGAGGGUUUUUGCGACGAAUCUGGCGUGCAGGUCCUUGUGUACGAGUUCAUGAGACAAGGAAACCUUCAUGCUCAUCUUUUCCGCUCAACCAAGCGAUUGAAUUGGUAUAAGAGGUUGGAAAUAGCAGUAGGCGUUGCUCAUGGCUUAGAGUAUCUGCACUCUUAUGCGGACCCACCAGUGAUUCACAGAGAUGUGAAACCCAGCAAUGUUCUGCUUGACGAUAACUUAAUAGCAAAGGUAGCUGACUUUGGUAUCUCUAAAGCCACAGAUACAGAGGCAACUCAUGUCUCAACUCGACCAGCUGGCACUGCAGGGUACUUUGAUCCUCAGUACUUCAUUCGCCAGCAGCUGACAACUGCCAGUGACGUGUACGGCUACGGUGUGGUGCUAUUGGAGCUUGUGACUGGCCAGAGAGCCAUUGAUCACACACGAAUAUCUAACUUCAAUCUGGUGGAAUGGGUGAGACCAAAGCUAAAAGAAGAAGGAAUACGAGCCAUUGUGGAUCCCAAGCUUGGAGAUGAUUACCCCGAAGACAUCUACCAGGACAUGGCCAAGCUUGGUCUGCAGUGCGCCUUAUUUGACAAGGAUAGUCGACCGACAAUGAAGGAGGUAGUUAAUAUUCUAGAUACCAACCUCAGUAAUUGCAUACCGCCUCCUCCGUCGGACUAUUCGUUUACAUGGGAAUCCGGGGACUCUGAUUAUCCAACGAAAGCCAGCGGUAGCGCAAGCGUCACUGGUGCAAGCACAAGUAGCUACGUCAGUAGUAAGCUCACUGAUCCCGACCUCAGUCACAAAAAAAUGAGCAGCAGCUUGUUGCCGCGGUGACAAAACCUCACUUUGAAUUCUUCUAUUUUCAUCUUUAGAACAAGCGUCUAGAAUUUGGUGUGCUAUACCGGUUCCAAAUUAGAGCUAUUCCAGAUGACCAUGCUUGGUUAGUAUUAUUCAACUACUGUCUGUUGCAAGUAAUUCUGGCUUGUCACUAUUGAUAUGUGUAAAGUUCAGGUCACUGUUUUCAGGAGCGAAGCAAUGUGUAGUUUGACUAGUGUAUACAUGGUAAUCAACUAAAUCAAUGAACUGUUUUGCAUUAAAUCAAUUCUUUUUACAUUGCUUUCGUU
Molecule: messenger RNA, 3477 nt
Organism: Physcomitrium patens
Lineage: Eukaryota; Viridiplantae; Streptophyta; Bryopsida; Funariales; Funariaceae
Source: RefSeq, a predicted model, not a curated record